Molecule: messenger RNA, 15956 nt
Organism: Xyrichtys novacula (pearly razorfish)
Lineage: Eukaryota; Metazoa; Chordata; Actinopteri; Labriformes; Labridae
Source: the annotation of a GenBank genome assembly
AUGUUCAGCAGGUUAAAGAAGUUGAUUGGGGCUCCUGAACCGCCCCCCCAACAAGCUGCUACACCCCCUCCUCCUGCCCCUGCUCCACCUGCCAAGGUAAGACCCACUUCUUAAAUAUGAUGUAUAAUUGAAUAUUAAAAACUUAAAACCUGAGUCAGAUUAUACUCAUUAACAUUUCUGUACCUGACUUUAAGUUUAUUUUCUUCUACCUACUCCAUAAAAAGCUGUUUGGCACCACAUCCCCAAUCAAUCUUUGUUCAUAGAGCCACAUCAAUAAAAGGUAUUUUAAUGGAUUUCUCAAAACCUGUCAUUAAUCUGUUUUGUGCUGUCUUGAAUGUUGUCAAGAUGAAUACACAGGAGCUGUUUCAGGUGAGGAUGGCAGGUGAGUCAGAUCAGUGAAAGCCUCUGAAGCAGCUUGGCACUGAUCACUGCAACCUGAACAGGGAGGACAGGUCUGCAGGGUGCGUUCACUCCAGCAAAACAUGGAGCAAAGUUCAUAAAUUAAAGGAGAGCAUCAAUCUCCAACAAACAAAGGGCAAACUUUGACUAGCACUUUUGGUCCUCACAGUAUGGCCCUUUGUUUUAAUAGAUGGCUGAUGGUGCUGAUUUGUAAUAGUGAUAACUUUAGAAUUUUACAUCACCUGGGUGUUACGUUUUACACAGCUUUGUAUUUGUAUUUAAAAAAUAAUCCAAAGGUUAUGCCUUUACUUCAUACUUUUUAGGCUAGCUAUUAGUGCCUACAUCUUUACAGGUGGCCCCAAUAAUGUAACAUGUUAUGUAUGUAUAAGGUAUGGAUCAAUAUGAUAGCUCUCCUUUUAAUAUUGAAUAAGUAAGAUCAGCCUGACCCUACUGUCUACAGCUGUGGGUAGAAAAACCUCAAAAAUAACAGUCUAGAUACAAAUAAGCAGAAAUGAAAACUGUCAAAACACCAUUUAUAUAAUAAAGAGUGAGUGUCUGAGGCAGAGUUAAGAGAGACUUAGAGGUUGUUUAUAAGAUGUCUUGUGUGUGUAUUUGUCUUAAAAUGUUGCAUGUCUGCACACUGGUAUUUGCAGGAGGAAAAGCCCCCUGAAAAGAAGGAUGAGAAAGAGGAGCCAAAGAAGGAGGAGGAGAAAAAAGAGGAGGAAAAGAAAGAAGAAACAAAGAAAGAGGAACCCAAGAAGGAAGAGGCAGCACCAGGUAUGAUGUCUGAACUAACAUUCAGAAUCUUCCUGACACUCUGUCGCUCUGUGAGUUUUGUGCGUCAGUUUAUAUUUUUAAAAUCUGUUUAUAUUUCAGUCAAAUGUUAAUGUUAGUUAUGAAAAAAUAUGUAUGGAAAGCUGCAUAAGAAGUGGAAAUAGCCUCUUAUUCUAAAAGUAAAGCCAAUGAAGAAUAACAGCAUUAUUUAUAAUGUCCAGCAUUGUUUUAAGUCAUGAGUGAUUGAGUCCAGUGUAAUGUUGCCCCUCUAUCAGAAAUCAUAUAAAGUAAACGCUUAACUGCACUAGAUCUCUGUAAUUUUAAAUCUGUGUUUUGAUAUUAAACAUUAAAAACUCUAUUUAAUGCAGAUUUUAAAACCAACUUAUAUUUGUUGUUUUAUAUUUAAUUCUUCAAGAGGUCAACGGAUGAAAUGUUGAUGGUUUUGUUAAAUUAUAGUUUUCUCCUGGGCUGGAUUCUCCUCAUUGAGACUGCUGCAUUGGUUCUCAAUUAACUAAUACUGCUAUUGCAUUUUCCACCAGCUCCUGCACCUGCUGCUCCAGCCCCUGCCCCAGCUCCAGCUCCAGCUCCAGCUCCAGCCCCGACACCUGCCCCUGCUGCCGCUCCAGCUGCUGGUGCUCCUGCAGAAGGAGCUGAGGGGUAAGAAUGUGUUUAAUACAGAUUUAAAAUCAUGUCUCAUCUCAGACAAGCUCCAGUUGGUACACUCUCACUCUCUUCAGUAUAGAAAAAUCAAGCAAUCUACCAGGAGUUGAUACACUGCCAUUACUGUGGCAGCACCCACCAAAAAAUUCUGUACUUUUUAAUGCAAGUGGCUCUCAGGAGAAAUCAAUUUUGUACUUUAGUUUUUACUGUCAAUGUAACUUUACAUCUAGCUACAGUGCUACAGAUGACACAUGACAGAACAAAUGAAGUUAUUUUUUGCUAUCUGAGUCACAACAAACUCAGUCUUUGAACAACAAAUUAGGCUUUACUUCAAGAAGAGUCUACCUGUAUGGGAGUGGUUACUUUUGGGAAUCCCCCCCAUCCCAGCGCUCUAAGUAACCUGUUUAUUGCACUGGCAGAUGAUGAAACAAAAUUGUAAAUAGUAGUCUUCUACAAGCUUUCACAUUAGUCAAGAUGCUGCAUAGAAUUCUUACGAUCUUGUUUGGAUCGGGCUGCGGCAGAUGCUACACUGCAGAAAUGGUGGCUUUGCAAGAUGGUGUUACACAUAAAUACUUCUUCAUAGACUCUUACUGGGCUGAUGGCCUGCACAGGAUAGUGAGGGACACAAGAGUUUAAAAUGUUGUCAGGUUUGUGCCCAAACAGAUGGACAUUUACAAAAGCACCCACCCUUACUUUUUCUUCACUUCAAAAACUUUUUUUCUAUCAGGAUAUUUACAGGUCACCAUCAAAACAACUUAUCAAUUCUCUAAAUCCUCCUCUGCUUUCUGGUCUCUUAACUCUAACUGGAGACAAAUUUUAUGAAUAAGCAUCCUACUGUUCUAACAAAGACUUGAAAAUACAGAUUGAGACCAUAAAGUCACAGCUAAUUUUCAGCUGCAUUGUCUGCUGUUUGCACAGUGUCUGUUCAGACAGUCUGUUUGCUGUUGUCUCUGUGAGGCUGCAGCCUGUGACUCCUAAAUAAGGAAAGGAGAUUAGGGGCUUAAGUGGUAUUUGUGACCAAGACAUGCAGAGUUAGAGCUCACAUGCAUUCAAGAUCUAUCUUUACACUGCUGUUUAUAUUUAGAUUUUAUGACUGAAAAGUAUCCUAGUUAGUCAAGAUGAUAAUUUACCCUCUUCCAUGCUGGACUUAUAGUAGAAAAUUCACUGCCUAGAAUACAAAAAAUAUCUUACAGUGGAGGUCAGAUCUCUUGCUGGGCUACCCACGUAUUGUGGGAAUCACUGGUAAUGUAUCCUUACCUGUAAAAUCUUCACCAGCUGUUGCCAUGCCCGUGGGCUCUGUUCAGCUACAGAGGAGAUAAAAUGGUUUUAAAUAAGAGAUUUAAUUGCUCUACAUUUACUAGAGUUUUAGCAGGUCUGGGGAAAACUGCCUUUUCCUGAGCCUUGAGCAGGAAUCUUCUGAAAGAGCUAAAUGAGGUACAUUAAUAUUAAAAGCAGUUUUAGGAUUUAUCUCUCCAGAACUGGUAACUUUAAUGAUUUUUGCAUGUUCUGUUGUUUGCUACUCAUCUUUUUUGUUCACUUGUGACUCUGCAUGGUUGCUGCCUUGGCCAGGUCUGUUAAAAGCUUAAUGUGACACCCCCAAAAAUGUGCAACAAGCCAUACAAUUACAAACACACAUUUCAUUUCCUCUGAUGUCCCCUCUUUUCUACUUUAUCAUAAUUGUAGUAUGAUCAAUUGCUGCUGGACAUUCGUCAGCUCCAGUUUCAACAAAAUAUGUUCAGACUCAGUUGCUACAACUGUGCAUAGCAAGCAGAAAAUGCGGCAAAUCAACACAUCUGCAAAAACCACAGAUAAGCCCUUAAUCCCAUCAGAUCUGAGUUUGGUAGGUGAGAAUCACUGGUAAUGCAUCCUCACCUGUAGGUGACAGAUUGAACAUGGACCUAGUGGAGUCCCAGUGAGACAGGCACAGAAAACUUACUGCAUACUAGUUAAGGCUUAGGGCUCUAUUUUCGUGCUUUGCCGGCGACGUGGCGCCGACAAGGUGUUCCCAAGCACAAUUUGGUAUUUUGGUGAGCGCGCAGCCCGGUGUAAGUAUCCCCCCUCCCUAACUCAGCUCCUCCCAGCGGCGUAAGUCAUAGCGAGGGAGGAGAGAGAGUGGAGUGGGUUUAACACAGCUGAGACCUGUAUUGACCAAUAACAUCAGCUCCUCUACUCACCUUUAAAUCCGCCUACGGCGAGGCGUAUUACAAUUUUCGUGAAGUAGUCAAAGAGAUUAAGAGAUGUCCCCUCAACAAGUGUCACUGUGAACGCUGCAGAGGGCGUCCUCCACACUCUCUCAUAUAAGCACAGAUGGAUUUGGUGUGUGUAAUGUUGGACCCACUGGUAAUACAAACACCCUUUUCCACAAAUAAAGACACUAACUUAAAGUUGCAUAUAUUUGAACCUCACGUGACAAAGGUGGGUUGAGCGCACAGAUCACAACAUAAAUUCCAAUAAUGGCAUUAAAAUCAGAACCAUCUGUGCCUAAAUGACAAAUCGCGCUCCGUGGCCUGGCUCUGUCUUUCAUAGAUGUUGGCAUAUAAAAUAAAUUUGGCUCACAAAACUGUAUAUAAUAAUAUUCGUAUGUAGGCUUAAAGUAAAUAACUCAUCUGAUCACUGAAACAAAUCAUCUGUUCAGCUGCUGCAGCAGCAGAACAGGGAGAGGACACGGAGACGUGUCCAGGUUGAGCUGCGCGAGAAAUAAGAGGAAGAGGAAGAAAGAAAAGGAGGGAGACGAAUCAUAUAUCUUGUUAACUUCAUCAUGUGUGUUUAUUUACUAAGUAUUUAAUUUAAUUUAAUGCGGUUUCAGAUGUGUUGAUUUGGUCAGGUUGAGUGUCCAAACGCGUGCCAAAUGCGCUCAUCAGAAUAUAUCUAUAUAGAUCUAAAUGUAUGUGCUAACACAGAUUAUUAGUUGUUGAUGAUUAUUUAUUGCACUGAAAUGUGCCUGACACUGUGGAAACCUGCGGGUGAGGCAUCAGUGACGUAUGCCGAUACGCUGCCGGUCUACCAAAAUACCUCUAGACCAGCUGCGCUCCGCCUGCACUGAUAGCUGACCAGGUUUGAAUCGGCGAGCUUUUAGCGCACUUUACACGCCACUGGCGAGCACGAAAAUGUCACUGCGCCAGCUGAUUCUGUCGACACCUCCCCCUGCCACGGCACCACGCCCAGCUUGGCAGACCUCGGUGCGCCUCAGUCCACGAAAAUACCAAACUGGCUGUACGCCAGGCUCCGCCGGAUGAAAAUACCACUGUGCCACCUUUCGCCGCGUCCCCGGUCACAAAAAUAGAGCCCUUAGUGUUGCAGAAGAACAUGAACACUCCAAUGCACAGGUACAUAGUGGUAAGGAUUGUGUGGGUGAUGAGGGGAGAUGUUUCUUCUGAUAACCAAAAUAAAAUAUUAGAAAAACUGAGGAAUUACUUGAGCAGGUCACAGGAUUGGAGCACCAAUGCUUUGACAAAUUGUUUAAGCAUGAAGCACUCUCUUACGUGAUUACACAUACUAGCAUUUUGGUCUGUUUGACUCUAAUAGGUAGUAUAACAGACUAAACCACUACCGUGUUUGAGGAUAAGACAAUCAAAUCAUUGGGAAAAUGUUCAGACCCACUUUUAUGACAGGAAGUUGUCCCCUGCUGGUCAUUAAAGAAAAUGCAAAUAUAUAAAAUAUCAACCUCACUUUUCAAACUAUGUUAAGAAGUUAAAUGAUUUAUUUAUGAAUUAUUGUCUUUAUUGUUAUAUUCUGUUUUCAGUCAAGAAGCUCCACCCCCACCUGUGGUCUACACCCGCUUCACAGAUGACGCUCUGCGAGCUUUAGCCAAGAACUUAAGAGAGAGAACUAGUAUACUCAGAGAGAAAGCAAUCGACCCAUACGCAACCUCUCCAGAGGUCAGCCCACCUGUCAGUAAGUACAGACAGAUGCACUCUGACAGGUAGACAGAUCCCAUUGUUAAACCCACUCUGAACCUCUGUGUCUCCCUUCCAGCCCCUAUUUAUAAAAAGGAAGACUACAUCAGGCUGAAAGAGGAGGAGAGGAUAGCAAAAGAAGAAGCUGAUAAAAAGAAGGCAGAAGAAGCAGCCAAGAAGGCGGAGGAGAAGAAGAAAAAGGACGAGGAGAAGCGUCUGGAGGCUGAGAAGAAGGCAGAAGAGGAGAGGCUGGCAGAGGAGGCCAAGAAGAAGGCAAAGAAGAUCCCUGACAUCAGUUGCUCUUGCUUUGACAUCCUCCUCCGCCCCAUUGAGAACAUGAUGGACAGCUGGUUGGGAACCACCAUCGAUCCUUUCACAGGUGGGACAGAACACCUGAGAGCAAACAGACACAUUUAAAUACCUGAAAUACUUUAAAUCGGUAUUUUUUCUCUAUAGAUCGUCGAUACAUCACCUGGUUGACUGUAGUGGCAAUCGCUUACAAUUACAACGUCUGGUUCUGCACUGCUCGACUAGCAUUUCCGUACCAUAACGAGCAUGCGAACAAAUACUGGGUGUUUUGUGACGUCCUUAGCGACUUGGUGAAUGUUAUCGACAUCCUCAUCUGGCAACCUCGGCUGCAGUUUGUCAAAGCUGGAGAUAUUGUUGUAAGUUAUUCAGUUUGCUAAAUUUGAUCUGUUUGCAACUUCAUUUUUUUUUGUCUUGAAACAGCCCAAACACUGAAAUUUAAGUUCUUUUUUUCCUCUUGCAGAAAGACAGAGCUGUAACUAAAGUUCACUAUCGCAAAUCGGACAGAUUUAAGGUAAGAAUGUGAAAAUGCUACAAAACCAAUAAGUGGAUUACUCAAACACUAAAAUACAGCUAUAAGGCACUCCUGCUUAGUGUUUAAAUCAGGUACUUCUGAUCAAUGUCAUUUUAUGAGUUACAAAAAUCUGUCUGAUAUAGUUACUGGUCAGUAUGAAGAGGGAACCUCUGGAUGGCGGAAGUAGAAAAUCCAUACUGAAGUGUCUAAACUGCAGUACCCUGAAUGUCCAUCAGAGGCUGUUUCCCAAAGUGUGUCACUCCGCAUAGAGCCCAAUGUUAAAAAGUCCAACUUUACAGCAGAAAUGAGCACCUUUGCAAUUUAGUAUAACAAACAGAUCUGGUUCCUUUAGCCCAUUUUUGUAUUAAAAUGGCAAUGUCUUUGUGGUUUUUGAAUCAAUGGAGGAUAUCUCUGAGAAUACAGACAGAUUCAUAAGUAUGUACAAAAAAGUAAAAUUUUUAAGAAUCAGUGAAUUUCAUCAUCUACAGUGUAUGAUUUCAUAAGACGAUUCAGAGAAAUCUUUUUUAUACAGGGACAAGGACCAAUACCAGAACUGGAAUCGACCUAAUGGCCCUAAUUUUUAAGGCUCUGCAUUAAAAACAGAUAUGACUCUGUAAUUUGAAUCACUGCAUAAACUCAAAAUCACUUUCAAAUCCUGUGAGUGUGAACUCAGCUCGUCACUGACCAUCAUUCACUCCCGGGCUACUCUAGCCUCACAGUUGAAAAGACAGCAUUCCUGAUGGCAUGGGGGAAAGUGUCUGUGGCUUUCACAUCUGUACGGGCUCCAUCAAUGUUGAACAAUACAGGUUUUGUAUCUGACAUAUUCUAGCAAGACCAAUUCAAACCACAUUCUGCACCGCAACAUGGCUCUGUGGGAGACAAGUCCUAGUAUUAAAUGGGUCCUGACUUGUGAUCCAAUGUGUGGCCCAUUAUAACAAAAAAAAAAAAAAAUCAAACAUAGGAGACCCUAAACUAUUGAACAGCUCAAAUCCUUUAUCAGACAUUAACUAGAAAGAUUUUACUUUCCAAACUCCAACAACUGGUCUCCUGUGCUGCCAAAUGUUCACACAGUGUUACUAAAAGAAGAGCUGAUGUAGCAUGAUGGUAAACAUGACCCUGCCCAGCUUUUUCUAAAACAUGUCGUUUGCAGGACAUUUAAAAUUAGGUUGUACUUUUUAUACAAUGAUAACAUUUUUCAGUUUCAACAUCUGAUAAAUCGUCUCUCAGCCACUUCUGAUUAGAAAUAGGACUUAUCAACAUUUUACAAGCAUUUCAACUCUUUCAGAACCAGGGCUGUGUAUGGUUAUAGAAUUUCUCCUAGCAUUUUUUUUCCACAAUUAAUCAGAUGGUUCUUACUGUGUAUUCUGUCUUUUUCUUUGUAGGUUGAUAUGCUCAGCAUCUUUCCCUUUGACCUCCUCUGUUUCUACUUUGAAUUUUCCUCUGUAUUCAGACUCAACCGCUUCAUCAGGGUAGGACACCGCAGGAUCCUCUCUGGGCUUAAAUAUGUCUUAUUCACUUUCAUUCUGACUAAUGUGUUUUAUGAUCCUCUUAUGCCUGAUGCUGUCCUUCGAGGGAACAGUAAAAUAUUGUUUCUGAUAAUGCAAUUUUCACGUCUGACUUAAACACAUUUUUUUGUUUUGUUUUAAGACUGAUAUACCGCUGACAGAGUGUCAUGGCGAAGGCUUAUAUCUGGAGGUAACACCCCACAUAUGGCAUAAACUCAAAAACCUUUUCUAUAUUCCCAGAUCUUAGCACAUGACAGGCUAAUGUGUUUUAUGAUCCUCUUAUGCCUGAUGCUGUCCUUUGAGGGAACAGUAAAAUAUUGUUUCUGAUAAUGCAUUUUUCACGUCUGACUUAAACACAUUUUUUUGUUUUGUUUUAAGACUGAUAUACCGCUGACAGAGUUUUCGACAGUGUAACCUUUGAUUUUCCUUAUUUCUUGCUUUUUCAAUAAACUAGAUGGGGAAAAGCUCAUGUGUAGUGCAGAAAUAAUAUUCACUUUAGUUUUAGUCUCAAGGUACAGCUGCAUAACUGUUAGCUCCCUGUGAUAUAUUAACCACAUUACCUGCUGACAUAGCUUUUCCAGAGCUGGUAGUUUUUAGUCCUACUAUGGAGGUCUUCAUAGCUGGAACAGCCUGAAGGUUUCAGUAUUAGUUGAGACACAAAUCCAGCUCAUACAGGUCUCUGUUAACAAAAGGUUUGUCAGACACAUCUGAGAGACUGUCCGAGACAAACUAUAUCAACAAAAUGCAUAUUAAAUGAGAAAGCUGAAGACUGAAAUCGACUACCUAUUCAAAAUGCAGAUCAGUGUAAAAGGUUUUCAGUAAUCUCAUAUCAUCAAACAGAAAAGGAUUUAAAAAAGGUGGGAAGACUGAUAACUGGCCUCAGGGCUUCCAGACUUGUCAGUGGGUCAUUAUGUAUCAUGAAUGUAAAGUAAAUGCACAUAUGUUUUUUUUUUCACAAGACCCAUGAACAUACUGUAUAUUGACCAUAUAUUCAUUGGGACUUUUAUGAAAAAAAUUGUCAUAUGUAGAAUAUCAACUGUACAAAAUGUUUGUUUUCAGUGUUUCCAAAAUUAACAGAUUUAACAAUGUGUUUCUCAGCAUUGUUAUGUCAUAUACCACAGUCAUGAAUUACUUUUUUAAAACUGAUAUUUCUGAUAUUAUUCUCCUUUUCUCGUACAGAGUUGCUCGAACCACAGGCUACCUGCUCUUCAUGCUGCACCUGAAUGCCUGUGCGUACUUUGUGGCCUCAGUUCAUCAGGGUCUUGCUACAACCACAUGGGUUUAUAGCGGACAGGGUUCAGCGUAUGUAUAAAUUUAUCUCUAUUUUUAUUGUUAUUGUUGAUUUCAGCACUCUCUCAAGGGAAGUUUUAGUUUUACCAAAGAUGCUGUCAGGCUAACCUGAAACCUUUUCUGUCCUGUGUCAGAUGCCGGUCCUUAAUUGUGUUUGAGGUCAAUAUAAUCAUAGAUCAUUGUAAAAGAACAUUUAAUAUGAUUGUCAGGAUACAUUUUCUUUAACAUAUCACGCCAAUAAAAGCCCUUUUAGUAUGACAAACAAACCCUUUCUUUUCGCAGAGUUCAUUACCACAGGAUGCAGCACACAAAAAUACUGAAGAGAUAUUUUUGCGGUGUAAUUUUCCUGUUCUGGCAGAUUGGCAGAUUUUCCCCUCUGCAGUAGUUGUACAAUCCUUUAAGUUUGGAUGUUUUCCAUCAUAUUAAACUGUAAUUCAUGUUAUAACACCAAACUACAACAAUCUAGAAACAUUUAAGAAAAAAUGAAAAAUAUCCCAAUUAUGUUUAUUGCACAAAGCAUUACUGUGCUUUCUUUAAAUAUCCCCCUCUGUUUUCUUUCAGCUACUUGCGCUGUUUUUACUUUGCAGUCCGCAGUCUGAUCAACAUCGGGGGUCUACCUGAGCCUGUAACCACCUUUGAAAUCACCUUUCAGAUGUUAAACUUCUUCAUAGGAGUCUUUGUGUUCUCCAGUUUGAUCGGACAGGUAGGUGAACUAAAGUAAUCUUUUAAAUAAGUUAGGUAUUUCAAAUUUUGACUCCCUGCCUGUUCAUAUUUCCCUUUCAAAGAUGAGGGACGUCAUUGGGGCAGCCACGGCAGGCCAGACUUAUUUCCGGGCAUCGAUGGACGGUUGUGUUGCCUACAUGAACACCUACACAAUCCCAAAGUUUGUCCAGAACAGAAUUCGCACCUGGUACAACUACACCUGGGCUGCCCAGGGCAUGCUGGGUAAAAGUCGUCCCUCAUUAGAUGAUUUCAUACAGAAUCAAAGAGAUGUUGAUAAAAGACUCUAACAGCUUGUUUCUGCAGAUGAGUCUGAGCUGCUGGAUAAGAUGCCUCUGGUGAUGCGAACUGCCAUCGCUGUGGACAUCAACCUGGCCACCUUCCAGAAGAUCGCCCUGUUUCAGGUGAGACAGGACCCACUUCAAUGAAGGUCGCCUUCAUUUAAAUAUGACAUCAAAAAUGUAUGAAGACACAGCUGCAUGAGAAACACCAACAUUUACCACCAAAUAUGAAGAGGAAAUCCAACUUAACGGCUGAGACGUUUGAAUCCUCAUUGGGUUUUUGUAAAAUGUGACGUGAUGAUGUGGAGCCAUACACUAACUGAUGCUCAUCUGUUCACCUGUGUUUGUCCCUGCAGGGCUGUGAUCAGCAGAUGUUAGUGGACAUGUUGCUGAGGCUCAAAUCCAUCGUUUAUUUGCCUGGAGACUUUGUCGUCAAGAAAGUCAGAUGCAAUCAAAUUAUAAUCAAAUAUAAUUAAUCUGUAUUAUUUUCAAAAUAUUUUCUGCAUAUAUGUGACCUUUCUUCCUCUCUGCAGGGGGACAUUGGUAAAGAGAUGUACAUCAUAAAGAGUGGAGCGGUACAGGUGGUGGGAGGACCUGACAACAGCAUUGUGUUUGUCACAUUGAAGGCCGGCUGUGUGUUUGGAGAAAUCAGGUGAGUAUGCAGACUGGGGCUCAUUAUCAGUGUCCUCAUUUUAUCUCCCGUGACGAAAUCUUGAUCAAACUGUUUGUUGUACCGCUAAAACAAAAAGUCUCAGGCUGUAACAUGUACACUUAGUCCUAUUUUGACAACAGCUAAAUUUUGGUGGAAAAGACCAAAUUAAUGAUGAACCUGCAGGAUACAGUGAUGCAGUUUUUUUUUUUUUUACCUUCUCAUAUGUUCAUGUAAGAUAGAGGCCCUACUUUAACCGUAAGGCCAACUAGGUAUAAUGAUCAUCUGGCAAAGUUUUGACAUUUAUGAACAGUGUGAGACUUAUGACGAAAGCACAAAAUGCUUGGAUGUGGCUUUGCAUUGGUUAGUAUGUAACAUGAAUGUUUUCAAAGUGUUUUGGAGUCAUUUAUUGGUUUUAGACGUUUUAUACUCAUAGUUUACCUAUAUCUGCUAAGUUAAUUGUCUCUGAUGUAGGUUACAGUAUGAUUCUCUCUUGCAUCACCUGGUUCACCUGCAUCCACCACUCUAUGAAUUUGUGACAUUGUGCAGUUGGUGUUCCUGACUGCAUUAUGAUGUGAUAUUGUAUGGAGUCUGUGCCUGGAGCCAUAGAGCCUGAAGGUCAUGGGACCCCCUCCCCAUGUGCUCACUACCUGUAGGAGGGGCCAAAGGGGUCAGGUGCAGUGCUAGUUGGGCUGUAACCAAAGACCGGGAUCUUGGCGGUCCAAUCCUAAGUUGCAGAAGCUCGCUCUAGGGAUGUGGAAAGCCACUUUUCUGACUGGUGUGCAAGAUGGAGACGUUCCAGCUAGAUAUAAUUGAAUCACCUAGACACUUCACGUGGGCUUUGGAACCAGAACCUCUAGCAGAGUCUCCCAUCAGAAGGAGCUUCAAUUCCUACCUCCAGGAGAGCCUCAACAAUGGGGGAGACAGGGGACAUGGAGUCCGAGUGGAUGAUGUUCUGUGCUUCAGUUGUUGAGGUUCACAGCCAAGUGUGACGCAGCUGGGAUAAAAAUCAACACAUCCUUAUCUGAAUCCAUGGUCAUCAGCUGUAAAAAGGUUGAGUGCCCUCUCGGGGUAGGGGAUUAAAUCCUGCCCCAAGUAGAGGAGUUCAAGCAUGUCAGAGUCUUGUUCACAAUUGAGGGAAGAAUGAAGUGGGAGAUGGACAGGUGGAUCAGUGCAGUGUCAGCAGUGAUGCAGGCACAGCACAGGUCUGUCAUGGUGAAGAAGGGGGCUGAUUCAAAAGGUUAAGUUCUUGAUAUACCAGUGGAUCUGUGUACAUUCCUACCCUCACUUAUGGUUACGAGCUGUGGGUAGUGACUGAAAUAACAAGAUUGUGGGUACAAGCGGCUGUAAUAAGUCUCCUCUGCGGGGUGGCUUGGCUCCACUUUAAAGAUAGGGUGAGAAACUCAGUCAUCCGGGGAUGCUUAAGGUAGAGCUGCUGCUGAAUGGAGUCAGAUGAGGAGGCUUGAGCAUCUAAUCAGGAUGCCUCCUGGGAUGCCUUGCCAGUGAGGUGUCCAGGACAUGUCCCACCAGUAGGAGACCAUGGGAAAGAUCCAGGACACUCUGGCGAGACUAUGUCUCUCAACUGGCCUGGGAACGUAUCAGGGUGCUCCAGGAAGAGCUGGAUAAAGUGACUGGGGAGAGGGAAGUCUGGGCUUCCCUGCUUAGGCUACUGCCUAUCCAACUUUGGAUAAGUGAUAAAAGAUGGAUGGGUGGAUGUAUUUUAUUUUAUAUAUCAUUCCUGUUACAGUUUGCUUCAGUCGGCAAAAGACGGUGGAAACAGACGCACUGCUAAUGUCAAAGCUCACGGCUUUGCUAACCUGUUUGUCCUGGAGAAGAAAGACCUGUUUGACAUCCUAGUCCACUACCCAGAGUCUCAGAAAGUCCUUGCCAGGAAGGGCAGGUGAGUUAUUUACACCUGACUGAGCUGCAAAGGAACCAAACUAUGGGUCACUCAUUUUAAACGUGUGCACUGAAAACAGCAGCAACAAUUCCCUGUGAGUAAAUCUGAAACAAAAGGUUGAGUGAUUUUUUUAAAACCUUAUGAUUGUCAUUGUUUAAACCCUUUCAAUGGAAAGUCAAUGGAAAAGUUUUUUGAUCCUUUACAUAUGAGAUACAGUGGGUACGGAAAGUAUUCAAACCCCUUUAAACUUUUCACUCUUUGUUUCAUUGCAGCCAUUUGCUAAAAUCAAAAAAGUUAAUUUUAUUUCUCAUUAAUGUACACUCAGCACCCCAUCUUGACAGAAAAAAACAGAAAUGUAGAAAUUUUUGCAAAUUUAUUAAAAAGGAAAAAACUGAAAUAUCACAUGGUCAUAAGUAUUCAGACCCUUUGCCCAGUACUGAGUAGAAGCACCCAUUCUUCCUUGCAGAUCCUCUCCAGUUCUGUCAUGUUGGAUGGAUGUUGGUGGACAGCCAUUUUUCAGGUCUCUCCAGAGAUGCUCAAUUGGGUUUUGGUCAGGGCUCUGGCUGGGCCAGUCAAGAAUGGUCACAGAAUUGUUCCGAAGCCACUCCUUUGUUAUUUUAGCUGUGUGCUCAGGGUCAUUGUCUUGUUGGAAGGUGAACCUUCAGCCCAGUCUGAGGUCCUGAGCACUCUGGAAGAGGUUUUCUUCCAGGAUAUAUCUGUACUUGGCCGCAUUCAUCUUUCCUUCAAUUGCAACCAAGCAUCCUGUCCCUGCAGCUGAAAAACACCCCAAUAGCAUGAUGCUGCCACCACCACGUCUCACGGUUGGGAUUGUAUUGGGCAGGUGAUGAGCAGUGCCUGGUUUUCUCCACAUAUACCGCUUCAAAUUAACACCAAGAAGAAUCUUAUUACUCAUAGUCUGUGAGUCCUUCAUGUGUUUUUUGGCAAACUCUCUGCAGGCUUUCAUAGGUCUUGCACUGAGAAGAGGCUUCCAUCAGGCCACUCUGCCAUAAAGCCCUGACUGGUGGAGGGCUGCAGUAAUAGUUGACUUUGUGGUACUUUCUCCCAUCUCCCUACUGCAUCUCUGGAGCUCAGCCACAGUGAUCUUUGGGUUCUUCUUUACCUCUCUCACCACGGCUCUUCUCCCACAGUUGCUCAGUUUGGCUGGACGGCCAGGUCGAGGAAGAGUUCUGGUUGUUCCAAACUUCUUCCAUUUAAGGAUUAUGGAGGCCACUGUGCUCGUAGGAAUCUUGAGUGCCGCAGAAAUUCUUUUGUAACCUUGGCCAGAUCUGUGCCUUGCCACAAUUCUGUCUCUGAGCUCCUUGGGCAGUUCUUUCAACCUCAUGAUUCUCAUUUGCUCUGACAUGCACUGUGAGCUGUAAGGUCUUAUAUAGACAGGUGUGUGCCUUUCCUAGUCAAGUCCAAUUAGUUUAAUUAAACACAGCUGGACUCCAAUGAAGGAGUAGAACCAUCUCAAGAAGGAUCAGAAGAAAUGGACAGCAUGUGAGUUAAAUAUGAGUGUCAGAGCAAAGGGUAUGAAUACUUAUGACCAUGUGAUAUUUCAGUUUUUCUUUUUCAAUAAAUUUGCAAAAAUUUCUACAUUUCUGUUUUUUUUCUGUCAAGAUGGAAUGCUGAGUGUACAUUAAUGAGAAAUAAAAUUAAGUUUUUUGAUUUUAGCAGAUGGCUGCAAUGAAACAAAGAGUGAAAAGUUUAAAGGGGUCUGAAUACUUUCCGUACCCACUAUACUGCAAGAGUUAAACCAAAAUAUUGAAAAUUACAUCUACGAGUUCAAUAUCAAAUUGAAGCCCUUCUCAUGUAAACAUGAAUGUUAAAUACCAAGCUGUUCUAAAUAUACUGUAUGUAUGUUAAAGGUCAACUGUUGAUAUAAUUAUUAAAUCUUUUAAAUAUCAAAUCUAAGUUUUACAUGUUCAGUCUCGAAGUUAAAUGAUAACUGUAAAUACAAAUAAUUACUCCCAAUUAUAAGUAAUGAAAUUCUAAAUGAGAAAUCUGUUAAAUGUAAAAUCUAAAUAAAACUUGGAGUAUAAAAGGUAAAAUAAUAAAUCUUUAUGUAACAUGAUCAUUUUAAAUGUUGAAAAUAAACUUCACUGUCAAUUCUUAAUGUUGAAUAAUAGAUAUAUUUUUUUUAAAAAGUUGUUUUUUUUUUACCACGAAACUUCUUGUUAAACUUGCUAAAUUUAAAAUAUAAAUUUCUCUCUGCGGCACAGCGGAGGUACUUGGGCAUUGUGGUAUUAAUUAGGCACCAAUUAUUUAAUACUUCUGUGACCCUCUCUUGCCUUUUUGAUUAUAAAUUGAUUUUAUUGUUUUAACAUGAAUGUGUUUAUGGAGUGAGUUUUAACUGAGUCAAUGAUAUCAAAAUUCUAUGAAAAUACGUUCUUUUGACUUUUAUGCAUCAACCAGGAGCGACACUUUUAAUCUCAUUGUACCCUGUCAUAGAGUGACAGAUAAGGCUCUUAUUUGUCAGAGUUUAACAUGUGUGUGUGUGUGUGUAGGAAACUGACCAAAGCCAAAGCCCCUGCAGGAGCUAAAGUGGAAGAGAAGCCCAAAGGUCUGGCUCUGUUUGGAAACAAACCUCCAACACCAAAGUUGCUCAGAGCAUUUGGAAACUUCAAGACAGGAGGAGUCAUGGACAAGCUGAAGGUACAGAUGGGCGCGCGCGCGCGCACACACACACACACACACACACACACACACACACACACACACACACACACACACACACACACACACAGCAGGAGUUUGGUUUGGUUUGGUCAGAUCGAGACACAAUAAGAUUCAGACCUCAUGAUUUAUCUUUGUUUCCACAGCAAAGUGCAGCAGAGCAGCCAAAGUGAGAGUGGAUGUGACUCCACUGUACUUCAGCUGCAGAGACAUGAGGACAGGGUGACUGGAAACAUAAUCAUAUGUCUCUAUUAUCCUUUUUAAAAACUGUCAGAACAAUCUUACAAUGAUUACCCUGUUAACUCUAGACACCAUUUCUUUGUUUCAUUGAACCUGAUCAGUGCCACUAGUCAUCUUUAAAAGUAAAUAUUUAAAGUAGUUUGUAU